GUCGGUGAAGCCGAAUGCGGCGCUGAGCAUGCUCAAGAAGCGAGCCAAGAAGGCCGGGGCGAGCCUGCCCAAGAGCUACAAGUUCCCUAACGAUGACAUGGUGUACUCGUGCGAGUUUGACGAGUACACCGCGAUGCUGUCAGCGUAUCUGCGACGGUAUCAGUCACGGGGCUUUACCUUUUCCGCUUUGUCAUUGGCGGCGAGGCGCUGCGGGCUUCGCCCGUGUACGACGCGUUUGACACGCCAGCGACCCGGCUGCCGGACGACGUCUCGCUGGCGGGUCUUGACCCGCAAGUGAUCGAGGAGGAGGCGGUCAUGGUCAUCCGCGGGCUGGACAAGUUCACCGGCCUCACUGCCACUGAUGAGGACGACGUCUCGGAAGCGCCGGAGCGCAAGCGGCUGUUCUUUGCCGGCGGCCGCUCGCAUCUCGAGGCCGAUACGCUGUUUGUGACUACCAAGAGCAACGGCGAGAACGCCAAGGCCACAUUGCGGGAGAUUGGCGGCGAGUGGUGGGUGCUCGCCGGGUCCAAGAACGUGUGUCUGGCGUGUCCGGUGGCUACCGAUCCGCGGACCGUGUACAACAACACGGACCCGACCAUUCCGUCGUGGAAGAUCCUCAACGCGUUCCACGAGUACGUGACGGGAGUUGUUCGCGACGAGCUCGACGCGCUCGAGGAGCUCGGGCGUGUCCUCCACGACAACCACUAUGUGGUGCUGUUUGAGUUUAACAACGCGACGCACGAGCACCUGUUCCCGAUCGAGGCUGAUUUUCUGGACGGCUUUGCCAUCCGCGGCGUCGGCUCGGCCGCCAUCGACCCGGUCACCACCUUUGCGCUCUUUGACAAGUAUCAGUUCCCGGCGGUCAAGGUCGAGAAGCGGGCGGUAGCCGAGCUCGACGAUAUUGUGGCCGAGGUCCGUGCCGACACGACGACCGAGGGCGUGGUUGUCUACUUUAUGCUCGAUGGCGAGGUUAUUGGCCUGCUCAAGGUCAAGUCGGACUUUUACACACUUGCGCGUGCGACGCGGGAACAGUUCAAGCGGCUCGGCAACUCGGUGUUCCGCGCGCUCAAGGCGCUGCAGCCGCGGGCGCCGAGCGGCGCUGUUCGCGAGGCCGUCACCAUCUCGCGCGCCACACUCACGGAUGUUGAAAACCGGAUUCGGCGGCGGAUGGCGCGAAUGGACCAGAUCCCGUCGUACGAGACCGACCACGAGGCCUGGGCCGCCCGUGCGGUGGCCUUUUGCCACUACUGGCUCGACAAUGUGUACAACAAGGCGCCACUCACCAUCGAAGCGCGCAAGGCCGCCAUCGAGGCGUCAAGGGCCAAGUUUGGCACUCUCUACGCCAAGUUCUACGCGCAGUACGUGCCCGGAGCGGAAGUCGAAGCCGGCGUUGCAGGUGCGAGCGGAGGAGGGUUGUAAGAAGCCAUGGCUAUGCUAUGGAUCAAAGGUUGCUGCAGUUGCGAUAGUUGGAUAAAGAACGAUGGAAGCA
Thecamonas trahens ATCC 50062 is the source of this 1489-nucleotide messenger RNA. RefSeq lists its product as uncharacterized. The record is from RefSeq and is a predicted model, not a curated record. The coding region runs from base 316 to 1419 and encodes 367 amino acids. NCBI's taxonomy places the organism in Eukaryota, Apusomonadida, Apusomonadidae. The transcript has a single exon.